Haliotis rufescens (red abalone) is the source of this 2202-nucleotide messenger RNA. RefSeq names its product tripartite motif-containing protein 45-like. Gene Ontology annotation, molecular function: ubiquitin-protein transferase activity; zinc ion binding. Gene Ontology annotation, cellular component: chromatin; nucleoplasm. The transcript is spliced from 2 exons. Gene Ontology annotation, biological process: positive regulation of DNA-templated transcription. NCBI's taxonomy places the organism in Eukaryota, Metazoa, Mollusca, Gastropoda, Lepetellida, Haliotidae. Bases 88 to 1245 code for a protein of 385 amino acids. The record is from RefSeq and is a predicted model, not a curated record.
CAACGGGUAAUGAUUGUAAACGCCCCUGGGAAGCUAUAGUGGAUGAUCCUCGGACUUUUGUAAAGUAUUUCACUCUUUCUGAACGUGAUGGCGGCUACAGCAGAUACUGAUGACAGUCUAUCAGAAAGGUCAUCCAAUCCAGAACAGUCCAUGACACUCGUGAAACAGCUUGUUCCAACAUCCACUGAGCCUGAUGAGAUGCACUGUUCAUCAUGUCGGAGGCUGUUCAACCUACGAGGACAAACACCACGGUUGCUGGGCUGCCUACACUCAGUGUGUUCCGAGUGCUUGAACACAACUCUACACGCCGAUGAAUCGUCCGGUAUUUGGUGCCCCGUCUGUCGGACUCCUUUGACAGAGCAAGCUGCACCUCUAGACUACGCCAUCAUGAAAGUGUUGGAGAUGGAGGAUGCGAUGGAACUGAGUGGUUUGAAGUGCGAUGACUGCCGCCAUGAUGGCACAGCGACGUACCGAUGUCUGGACUGCAGGUGCAACAUGUGUGACACAUGCAAGUCCUACCAUGCUAAGUUUGCUGUAACCAUAACCCACGAGUUGAAAUGCUUGUCGGAGCUUACUGAUAAGAACCACCAGGUAUUGAAGGAGGACAAGCUUUGUCCACAACAUGGACUUAGGCAACACCUGUUCUGCUGUUCCAAGACGUGUAUGGUUGCCAUGUGUAGCACCUGCGCGUCAGUACAUCACAACGGCCACGACUUGGGGCCAAUAAAAAGUCUGUAUGAACCAGCUCGCCAGGACAUCAUGAAACACAAUGCCAGACUCGCUGUAAACAUCAGUAGAAUGGAGGACAGAAUCACCCGUCUCAACGCGCACGAGGAAAGGGUUAAAGAGUCGAAACGGAAUAUUGAGAGUGAUAUUCACAACCUUUUCUCUUCCCUUGAAGAGAAGGUCCUUGCAAGAAAAGCGGUGCUGGUGAACGCAACCAACAAAAUAAAGGACGAGACUCUGAAAGAACUAAAGGGCCUUCAGGACCAGUUGCGGGUUACUGAGAGAAGGAGGCAAGAGGUUAUGGAGUACAGUGAACGUGUGAAGAACCUAUGCUCACCGGCCGAAUUUCUCAACAUAGAUAAGAUACUUACCUCACGAAUGAUCCAAGUAGCAAGUGAACCAACCACACUUCCAUACCAGGAGAAAGAGGUGGUCUUCGAAAGAACGUCUCUGUCUGAUCUCAUGGCCGCUAUUGGUAAUCUGUGCGAGAUAACUACAACCGCGGAACAGCAGCAGUGAGGUCACUUAGGAGAUAAAUCACCUUGGACAUUACGCGUUUCUCACGGGUGAAUCAGUCGUUUCGAUCAAGAUUACAUACUGCUAAUUUAAUAAUAACUUUGGGCACUAUGUGUGAAUGUAACAGGCUUCGUGCUGCAUGCUUCAUGUUGUAACUAUAGGUGGCACUGACUGAUGAUGUGACAGGCUUCAUGCUGUAACUGUAGGUGGCACUGAUUGAUGAUGUGACAGGCUUCAUGCUGUAACUAUAGGAGGCACUGACUGAUGAUGUGACAGGCUUCAGGCUGUAACAAUAGGAGGCAGUGAAUGAUGAUGUGACAGGCUUCAUGCUGUAACUAUUGAUGGCAUUGACUGAUGAUGUGACAGACUUCAUGCUGUAACAAUAGGAGUCACUGACUGAUGAUGUGACAGGCUUCAUGCUGUAACUAUAGGAGGCAUUGACUGAUGAUGUGACAGACUUCAUGCUGUAACAAUAGGAGUCACUGACUGAUGAUGUGACAGGCUUCAUGCUGUAACUAUUGGUGGCAUUGACUGAUGAUGUGACAGGCUUCAUGCUGUAACUAUUGAUGGCACUUACUGAUGAUGUGACAGACUUCAUGCUGUAACAAUAGGAGUCACUGACUGAUGAUGUGACAGGCUUCAUGCUGUCACUACAGGAGGCAUUGACUGAUGAUGUGACAGGCUUCAUGCUGUAACUAUAGGAGGCACUGAUUGAUGAUGUGACAGGCUUCAUGCUGUAACUAUUGAUGGCACUGACUGAUGAUUUGACAGGCUUCAUGCUGUAACUAUAGGAGGCACUGACUGAUGAUGUGACAGGCUUCAUGCUGUAACUAUUGAUGGCACUGACUGAUGAUUUGACAGGCUUCAUGCUGUAACUAUAGGAGGCACUGACUGAUGAUGUGACAGGCUUCAUGCUGUAACAAUAGGAGGCAGUGAAUGAUGUUGUGACAGGCUUCAUGC